CGUAACGUAUCGAAGCGCUUCCGGUUCCGCCGCGAGCAGUUUGAAGGCGAUGGCGGGUUUGCUGUAUCCGUUGUCAGGUGGUGCGGUCGGGCUGGAUUCGUCUUUGUCGUUGCUAGAGGCGACCGUCCCGCGAGAUGCGUUGCCGGUGGAGCGGCCGCGGGCGAACGGGAAGGAGGAGGAAGAGGAAAACGACGAGAACCUGCCCAUGGUUUUUCUGUGCGGCGGUUGCAAGCGGCCCGUGGGUGACACGCUGAGCUGGGUGGCCAACGACGAGGAGACGGAGUGCAUUCUCCUCCGCAGUGCCUCCAGCAACGUCUCGGUGGACAAGGAGCAGAAGCUGUCCAAGAGGCCUGGAGAGUGCGGAUGCAUGGUUGAAACGUUUUUCUGCUCUGGCUGCUCAAUGACACUUGGCAGUAUCUACAGAUGCACCCCAAAACAUCUCGACUACAAGAGGGAUUUGUUUUGUUUCAGCGUUGGUGCGAUUGAAAGUUACAUUCUAGGAUCCUCAGAAAAGCAUGCUGUUACUGAUGAGGAACCUUUAACUCUUGAAAGUCGAGCUGCCUUGGAAGAAGCACUAAAAAGGGCAAACACCAUACUAAAUGCUCUGGAGGCAAGACUGGCUACUGUUGAAUCAAGAAUUGAUUCUCUUCACAGUAAUGCUUGAAAGACAAUUCUGUGUGUAAAAUAACUGCUGGAGAUUGAUGUAUGUGAAACUCUGGAAUCUGUGAGAAUAUUUUAAAAGUUGCACGAAGAUCUGAAAGAUGUGGGCGGCUUGUGCUGCAGUAGGACAAUGCCAGCUACUGAGUCUUUGACACAGAUGAGGAGUUCCCUUUUUGUCUUAAAAGAAUAGCCUGGGAAGAAAAAGACUUCUAAAAAAAAUGUUUCUGUAGAUUUCUUGUUUAUAUAUAAAUAUUUAAUAUUUUUUUUUACCUUGGAAAGCAAAGUUGUCCUGCGGUUUAAUAUCUACUGAACUGAGUUUGUGUCUCUUUCCUAAAUCAAUUAGGGGGAAAAGACAAAAACAAAAACAACCAACACCCCACCCCAUGACUUCUGUUGAGAGAGCAAAAUAUGUCACUUUCUUGUCCCCAUGGCUGUUAUUUGAGCUGUUUGGACACAAACAUCACUUUUUUUUUUUUUCAAGCUCAAAGCUAAAAUGAAACAACUAUAAAGAAGGCUUCAAAAGCAUCAGCUACAAUGGCUUUCUGUGCAAUAUUGAGAGUCAUGCGUGUGAGAGCCUCAAAGAGGAGAAUAGUAGUGUUCUAGUAGCAGAACACCUUUUAAUUAAAGUUAGGUGCAUAUUUGAAUAAGAAUUCUGUGCUGUUGAGGAAACUUCUGUCAAUAUUUUGUUGAUAACAUGUAGAUCUUUCUGUUAGGGUUUACUAUAUAUUUGUUUUCCAAGCAUUGUGGGUUUUUUUCCCAAUAAAUCAAAGCAAGUGA
Messenger RNA from Meleagris gallopavo (turkey), 1437 nucleotides. RefSeq names its product MIS18 kinetochore protein A (gene MIS18A). Lineage: Eukaryota; Metazoa; Chordata; Aves; Galliformes; Phasianidae. Gene Ontology annotation, biological process: CENP-A containing chromatin assembly; chromosome segregation. The record is from RefSeq and is a predicted model, not a curated record. Gene Ontology annotation, cellular component: chromosome, centromeric region; nucleus; chromatin.